Molecule: messenger RNA, 1765 nt
Organism: Osmerus eperlanus (European smelt)
Lineage: Eukaryota; Metazoa; Chordata; Actinopteri; Osmeriformes; Osmeridae
Exons: 8
Coding region: 146-1039 (297 amino acids)
Source: RefSeq, a predicted model, not a curated record
UUUGAUGGCGUAAUAUUUUUCUGUCUGUUAAAGUAACUUUCACUUUCAUUUAGGCGAUUAAGCUAGUCCACUUCCAAGAAACAUCAGCGGGGCAAGUACACUAGGGGAUCGAUCGUCAGCCUAUAUCUUUGAAUUCAGAGCCGAAAUGGGCAGAUCCGGGAGAUUCUUCCCAUUGGUGUUCCAGGACGUUGGGGGGGCAGACACGAUGUUGAAUAGCCGCCUAACCAAAAAAGGCUUGACUAAAGUUGGCUCACAGAAGGAGAGUGAUUUCAAUCUGGUUUUCUGUCCAGUAGUUUCUCGAUUGGGGACCGAUAUGGAAGCCCUAAUGUUGAAGAUUCCAUCUGGUAAACAGGCCAUCCUGGUGGUGCUGCAUCACACCUUUGACCCAGACUACACUGUACCUGACAGCAGCAGACAUGUGACCCACAGUAAUGUCAUUCUCACCGUGGACUGUCUGUUCCACAAAACCGAAGGAGGACUCCUGAAAUGUUCUCAAAACGACAAAGCUGUUUCUGAGAUUCUGAAACAAUGCCAACCUGAGGAUGUCCAGGAUGCACCACCCACAGAUAGUUCCUGCAUUUCUGUGGAAAAGCACAUGAAGAAAUUCUUCGUCGUGAUGGGGAACACCCGCGAUUUUCAAACACAGUUUAUCCAGCGUCUUAUUGAGCAACGCCUUGUUGAGGUGAAUUUAGUAGAUUGUGAUUUCAUCCUGGCUUUCUGUCCAAUCAUUUUGGGAGCUGGGAUGGAUGUUCAGGAAGCCAUGCUUAAAAUCCCAGCUGGCAAACCAGUCAUCCUGGUGAUGUUGCAUCACACCUUCAACCCAGACUACACUGUACCUUACAACAGCAGACAUGUGACCAGUAGUGAUGUCAUCCUCACAGUGGACUGUCUGUCUGACUGUAACGGGCUACUGGAGUGUCGCCAGAAUGAAGAAGCUGUCAAGGAAGUGUUGAAGAAGCUGAACAGGCGUCCUGAGAAAAUCAAAGGGAAACCAUAUGAACAGAAGAAACUUGGCCAACCUACCAAGAAGAGAAGAUAAGUGAUCUUAUCUUAAUGCACUUACAGUGUGCUCAAGGGUGCCGUGUGUAUAUCGAACUACAUGCUAAAUAUUAGCCAAUGAUUCCUUUAACAAAUGUAACAUUACAUCAUGUGUAAUUCUGCACAUCUAAAAAAAUAAAAUAACAAGAAAACUCCUCAAUGGUGUGAUACAUAAUGUAAAGCAUCUUGUCUAAAUCAUCUUGGGAGUUGUUGAAACCAUAUUCUCUAAUAUUCAAGUUAGGCAGCGGAGUUGGAGCUCUGCACAGUUGGUUUUACUGUUUGUAACAAGUGUAUCAAGGAAAUGGUCCACACCAACAACAAAGGACUACACGAAGACAAAGGGAAAUUGAAAACAGUAACUGCACUGAUAGAAAAUAAAACUAAUACUCUUGUGGAGAAUGUGAAUUGUCAUUGGGUUUGUGUCUAUCUCUCUUGAACCAUGAUAACAUUCUGUAUGAUUGGCACUGGAACAUCACAGCUAUACUUAUAUCUGAUUGUCUGUUGCUUGGGUUAAUUCAUUAACAGGCAUGGAGUCGAUCAAAGUAUAGAAACACAUGAUUUAUUUUAAUCAUUAGGGUCCUAAAUCAUUAAAUAUAUAUUGUCUUGUAAACUAGUCUCAAUGAACAUUUAAAAGUUGGUGUGUUUUUGUGUUGAAGAAGCUUGAUUGAUAUUUAUAGUAUUUGUUUAUUGUGCAUUUGAAUGUGUGAAAUACAUUUGUCAUGAAGUU